GGAGCCCAGGAACCGGGGCGCCUUCCCGCAGCAGAUCCCGUCUUGACUCGAGGGUUCGAAGCCAUGGAGCUGGCACAGCCUGCCCUGGCAGCUUGGGGUUUGUUGGGUUCUAAUACGCAGCAGUUAGUUGUCCUCUUUUUGGAGACCAGGCUUUGUUUGCUCUGCGUUCUCCCAUAGAUUUACUAGCGUUUGUGUUUUCUUAUCAUCAAACUGAAACCUCCUGGUUGGAAGAGGAAGUGGGAGAGAGCAGCUUUCGGGAAUGAUGGAGUGCCAGGAUUAGCUGCACCGAGGCCAUGGUUUUCCAAGCCAGCGUGAAUGAAAGAAAGAGUUUCACCCACCCCUUGGGCUGCUCAUUUUCACCCGUGUCAGCACAAGCAUUUGAAUGCAGAACUAGACUGGGAAGCUAAACCAAAUUUAAAUAGGAAAAAAAAAAAUCCAGAUCAGCUCCCAAAUGUUUUCGCUGGCACGAGAGGGCAGGAGCCUGGUGGGAUCGCAGACGAUUCACCCUGCUGAGACAGGAUAUGUGCCUACGUCUCUGUGCAAGCAAUCAGCAGGAACAGCAGUAACGUGCCUGGAUAUUGCUGGCUGAGAGCCGUUAAAGUUAUUUGUCUCCCCUCGUGUCUACUCACAUAGAGCUUACAUAGCCCUUUUCCAAAAUGAUUUCCUCAACUGAAUAUGGGUCUCACACUUGGGAGCUCUUGGUGACAGUUGAUCAUCAGCAUGAAGAGGUACAAAAGGAAUUUGUACUACGGGUCACAGGGGACCUUCAUAUUGGAGGAGUGAUGCUGAAAUUAGUAGAACAAAUCAAAAUACCACAAGAUUGGUCAGACUAUGCUCUUUGGUGGGAGCAAAAAAAAUGUUGGCUUCUGAAAACCCACUGGACACUGGAUAAAUGCGGGGUGCAGGCAGAUGCUAAGCUGUUCUUUACUACUCAGCACAAAAUGCUGCGGCUUCGCUUGCCAAACAUGAAGACUGUGAGACUGAAAGUCAGCUUCUCUUCUGUGGUAUUCAAAGCUGUCAGUGACAUCUGCAAAAUUCUCAAUAUUAGACGGUCAGAAGAACUCUCUUUGUUGAAACAAUCAGAAGAUGCACUCAAAAAGAAAAAGAAAAAAGACAAGAACGGCAAAGAACCAGUUACAGAAGAUAUUUUAAACCUGUGCGACUCUCCAGUGAGUUCUGGAUUAUCAGGAAGUCCAGGUUUAUACAGUAAAACCAUGACACCCACUUAUGAUCCCAUCAGCGGGACGCCAGCUUCUUCUAUGAUUACUUGGUUCAGCGACAGUCCCUUGACUGAGCAGAACUGCAGCAUCCUCGCCUUAAGUCAUCCCAACUGCUCUCCAGAAACACUAGCAGAGAUGUACCAGCCUCGGACUUUAGCUGACAAAGCCAAACUCAAUGCAGGCUGGCUAGAUUCAUCCCGAUCACUUAUGGAACAAGGCAUUCUGGAGGACGAUCAACUUCUUUUACGCUUUAAAUAUUACACUUUCUUUGAUUUGAAUCCAAAAUAUGAUGCAGUGCGAAUUAACCAAAUCUAUGAACAAGCCCGUUGGGCCAUCCUGUUAGAAGAAAUUGACUGCACAGAGGAAGAAAUGCUGAUCUUCGCUGCACUACAGUAUCAGGUAAGCAAGUUGUCGUUAUCAUCAGAGGCACAAGAUUUCACCUGUGAAUCAGAAGUGGAUGAAGUAGAAGCUGCACUUUCUAAUCUGGAAGUGACACUGGAAGGUGGAAACACAAGUAACAUCUUGGAGGACAUCACGGACAUCCCGAAACUUGCUGAUAAUCUCAGGCUAGUUAGGCCCAGGAAGCUGUCGCUCAAAGCUAUCAAGCCAUAUUGGUUUGUUUUUAAAGACACUUCAGUAUCUUAUUUUAAAAACAAGGAAUCCGCACUGGGAGAACCUAUUGAGAAACUAAACCUAAAAGGAUGUGAAGUUGUGCCAGAUGUAAAUGUUGCAGCGAAGAAGUUUGGAAUCAAAUUACUAAUUCCUGUUGCUGAUGGCAUGAAUGAAGUAUAUUUAAGAUGCGAAAACGAGAAUCAAUAUGCUCGGUGGAUGGCUGCUUGCGUUUUAGCCUCAAAAGGCAAAACAAUGGCCGAUAGCUCUUACCAACCUGAGGUCCACAAGAUCCUUUCAUUUCUAAAGAUGAAGAACUGGACCAUGUCUCCCCAGGCUGUCUCUGAUCCAGAAAGCAUAGACAUGAAACCAGAAUGCUUCGUCUCACUACGUUAUACCAAAAAAUACAAGCCCAAGCAGUUGGCUGCUCGUAUUCUGGAAGCCCACCAGAAUGUAUCCCAGAUGACUCUAGUGGAGGCCAAGCUGCGUUUUAUUCAAGCAUGGCAGUCCCUCCCUGAGUUUGGCUUAUCCUACUACAUCGUAAGGUUUAAAGGAAGCAAAAAGGAUGAUGUGCUCGGGGUGUCCUAUAACAGGCUGAUACGAAUAGAUAUAGCCACGGGAGAUCCUAUCACAACAUGGAGGUUCUCCAACAUGAAGCAGUGGAAUGUGAACUGGGAAAUACGCCAGGUUGCAAUCGAGUUUGAUCAGAAUGUAUUUAUCGCUUUCACAUGUCUAAGCGCAGACUGCAAAAUCAUCCAUGAGUACAUUGGGGGCUACAUCUUCUUGUCAACCCGCUCCAAAGACCAGAAUGAAACACUGGAUGAAGAUCUGUUCCAUAAAUUAACUGGAGGUCAGGAAUGAGGCGAGAUAAACUCUCUUCCCUCUGCCGCCUUCUCCCCACAGCUAAGACGACCAGAGAUGAAACAAAAAUAUCUCCGAUUGUUAACUGCUGAGUAAUAAAACUUGUACAUGUCAA
Chroicocephalus ridibundus (black-headed gull) is the source of this 2805-nucleotide messenger RNA. RefSeq names its product FERM domain containing kindlin 1 (gene FERMT1). Gene Ontology annotation, cellular component: focal adhesion. Lineage: Eukaryota; Metazoa; Chordata; Aves; Charadriiformes; Laridae. The transcript has 16 exons. The record is from RefSeq and is a predicted model, not a curated record. Gene Ontology annotation, molecular function: integrin binding. Gene Ontology annotation, biological process: cell-matrix adhesion; integrin-mediated signaling pathway. The coding region runs from base 657 to 2690 and encodes 677 amino acids.